GUAUGUUCUUCCCAUGUCGAAAAUUGGAUUCAGAAUAGCCAGCCAAAUUCACAAAUUUCUUCUACUGUUUUUGCAGCUAGGGUUUAUCUCUAUCGAACUGCAUAUGCCAUAUCAAUGUAUGUAAAGUGUGUGUAAAGGUAUAAUCUGCUUGGAGAAUCACCGAUGGAGGAAGGCAGUCGCGGAGGUAAUGAUGGUGCGUCGUCAUCGUCGCCAUUAUUAACCGGUGGUGGGCGGCAGAGGUUUGAGGUGGAGUUGAGACCUGGAGAGACAACAAUUGUGUCGUGGAAGAAGCUUGUGAAGGAUGCCAAUAAAGCUGCCAGUAACAAGAAGUCCCUUCCUGUACCGGCUCCUACUGUUGCUGUUAAUCAAACCCUAGAUUCUCUGAAUGCCCCUCCUUUGGGAGAGUCUGCUGAAAAUAAAGCCAAUGAUGCACCCCAUGGUAGCCGUUUCAGUGCUGUCAUUGAGAAGAUUGAACGCUUAUACAUGGGUAAAAAUAGUAGUGACGAAGAAGAUCUUAAUGAUGUUCCUGAUGAUGAUKAGUAUGACACUGGAGACUCAUUCAUAGAUGAUGCAGAGCUGGAUGAAUAUUUCCAGGUUGACAAUUCAGCAAUAAAGCAUGACGGAUUCUUUGUAAACCGUGGCAAAUUAGAGCGCACAGUAGUUACUCAGAAUGAGCCUACUGCUUUGCCAAGCCAGCAACCAAAAAAGAGGAGAAGGAAAGAUUCAGCAAAAGUUUAUGGUUGCAAUGAUGAUGGACAGUUGAAUAAUCUUAAAGUUAAUAAUAAGGCAGCUGGAAAGGUUGUGGCACCAGUAGACAAAAAUUUUACCAUUUCAUCUCAGAGUAAAUCUUCAUCAACUAUAAAUUUUGAAGAUAUAAAAUAUCAGGACCUGACGACAGCUCUUGAAACUGUUGUGAAGAAAUCUUCUGACUUGAGAAAUGUAGUUGAUCCAUCAUGUACAAGUAUUUCAAAUGCUGAAGCUAUAAUGAUGACAAAUAACAUUGACAAGCAGAAGGCCGGAGUCCUCCAACACAAAGACUACGGUAGUAAAUUGCAAGAUGGAAGUCCCUCCUCCAUGGUUCAGAGGUCUGAUGACAAGAGCUCUCAGGUGCAACCAAAAUCUCAAUACGGACUAUCAUUUAACAACUCCGAAGAGUUGAAUCGAUCACUAGCCACGAGAGAGAAAAAUGUGAUUCGUGAACAGUCAGAAGCCAAGGCCAAUGAGAUAACUCCGCAAACUAAGAAGAACCCACUCAUGGCAAGAAAGGAAGGCUCCUAUACCAAACCUAAAAGUACAAUGCUUGAGAAAGCUAUUAGGGAUUUGGAGAAGAUUGUAGUGGAAUCAAGGCCACCAAGUAUGGAGGUUGCUGAUGCUGACGGUUCAUCUCAGGCUGUCAAAAGGAGAAUGCCUCCUGAAAUAAAGCAAAAGUUGGCUAAAGUUGCUAGACUGGCGCAUGCGAUACAUGGAAAAAUCUCAAAGGAGCUACUUAAUCGAUUGAUGAAUAUCGUUGGUCAUCUGAUACAGCUCCGAUCAUUGCGGAGAAAUCUAAAGAAUAUGGUUAAUAUGGGAUUGUCUGCCAAAGAAGAGAAAGAUGUCAGGAUGCAGCAGUUAAAGAAACAAAUAGAUGAGAUGGUUAAGAUAAGGGCGCCCAUGAUGAAGUCCAAGUUUCAGGCUAUGGGGCAGCAGGUUGGGGCAUCUGAUGAUUUUCAAGAAACUGGGGCCAAAGAAAAGGAAGUCCUUAAAAGAAGAAUUACCAUGGAUGAUACAUUAGAGGACAAGAUAUGUGACCUUUAUGACCUUUUUGUUGAGGGACUCGAUGAAGAUUCAGGUCACCAAGUUAGGAAGCUUUAUGCAGAGCUUGCAGAACUGUGGCCACAAGGUUUUAUGGACAAUCAUGGGAUUAGACGAGCAAUUUGUAGGGCAAAAGAUAGGAGAAAAGCACUACACAGACAAAAGUUUGGUGUGAAGGAUCAAGAGAAGUUGAAGAGGAAAAAAAUUGUUGCUACAAAAACCAAGACUCUUGAAUUAGAAGGUGGCUUUCCAACUGCAGCCAUGAGGUCGAUUUCCAACACUUCAGCCGCUGCUCCCAACAAGCCAAAACAAGAGAAGCUGAAGGGUGAUAACAACGAGAGUGAUGUAGCGCCAUCGGAAAUGUUGGUGAAAAGGGGGAAGAGGAAACCCGAGACCAAAUUGUGUGAAGCCCAAAUCCCACAAGAGAAAACUACAUCAGCACAAGCGGAGGAAAGACACAAGUCCCGUAAGCAAAUCAUCCCAACCGUCACUGCAGCUCCUCAACCACCGUUGACAUGAGCUCAACACGAAUACACAAGUCUGAUAGUUUCGAUUCACAUAGGUAUUAUUCGGUCGGUUUUUCAACUUUUUCCAAACUACCUAAUAGCCUAACCGAAGAAGGUUCGGUUUAAUCAGUUUGGUAACUGGGUGAAUAUGUAGUCGAGUCUAUGUGGUUUUUUCGAUGUGUUAGAACAGAGCUAUCCGACCACCUCCAAGUUGUGAUGGCCUUCCGAAAGAAAGAGCAGACGCCAUCCUCACUGCACCAGUCGUCCAGUCUUAUAACCAUUAUGGAGGUAAAUCAUUGGGUUUGAAUCCGGGACCUCCUUUACGGAUGCCCACCAUACUACCACAACGAUAACACGUGAAGAUUGAUGACCUUGUUUCGUGUGCAUGAACCGGUAGCUCUGUUGUGAGUCGUGACAAUUAAGGGUGUAAAUGAACCAAGUCUGAGCUGAAUUGAGUUGAGUUGCAGGUCAAGGCUUAAGCUCGGGCUUAAAAAAAUAAUAUAAAGCUCGAGCUCAAAUAUCUUUAUCAAAGUAGGGCUCGAGUUUUAACUCAAAUAUUUUUUGGAAUAUUUGAGCUCGCUUUUGGAGGUUUAGAAAUAUGAGUUAUAUGUAAUACCUAAAAUUCAAGCUUUAUAAUUUUAGUUACAGGCUCGAACUCGAGAUUGAUUAACUGGUUUAUUCGU
This is a messenger RNA of Cynara cardunculus var. scolymus (artichoke), 2980 nucleotides long. RefSeq names its product ubinuclein-1-like. Bases 163 to 2310 code for a protein of 715 amino acids. The record is from RefSeq and is a predicted model, not a curated record. The transcript has 13 exons. Lineage: Eukaryota; Viridiplantae; Streptophyta; Magnoliopsida; Asterales; Asteraceae. Gene Ontology annotation, cellular component: nucleus.